AUGGCUUCGGAGUCAGAGCAAGCUUGGCUAGAGCUCUGUAUAGGGAGUGGUGAGCCUACAAAUGUGCAAACACCUUUGUCAGCGAAGUCAAAUGACGAUGUAAGUGAUUAUGGGUGGUUGUAUUGUCGAGCCAAGGACCUCGAGCACAUGCAUCGAAUGUAUGCCCACAUUUUGCACUUUUUACGAGAUGUGGAAGUCAGAAACAUACAUUCAGAUGUAUCAGAGGAAGAUGGACUUCGUGUGUUAAGUGAUCCUCUUGAAGAAUGUCCGGAUCCUGCUGAAAAUCCUGAAUAUUAUGAUCAGAUACUGCGUCCCACGUGUCUGCAGACCAUUACACAUCGCUUAGUGCAUUGUGAAUAUGCUUCGCCAGCAUUAUUUGAACAAGACAUGCUUCAGCUGUUUGAGAAUGCGCGGACUUGGUACGGCCUUGGCUCUGAAGGUUAUGCUGAAAUGGUCACCCUUUUACGAUUGUACAAUCAGCUCACACCAUCCCAGGGGCGCCUCACGGAUGCACUUGGAGUGCGGCAAACCAAAUCCCGCAUGACAGACGUUGAAGUUGUUGACAUGCUUCGAUCUAAAGCUGUAUCUCGACAGUGCUUUGCAUCAACAGAAUACGGCCCUGGAAGAGAGCCGCCGAAGGACGUUACAGCACAGGAUAUAACGCUUAUGGAACAUGUACCCUAUAAAGGGCGCUUUUAUCAUGUGGGCGAUUGGGUUCAUGUGAUGAAUCCGGUCGACCCGGCACGGCCGAUCGUUGGUCAAAUAUUCCGUUUGUACAAGCAGCAGAAAAAGCCAGGCGUUUUCUUCACGGCAUGUUGGUACUACCGACCAGAACAGACGUGGCAUAUCAAAUCGCGGCGUUUCUUUCCAAAUGAAGUGUUCCAAACGGGUGUGUACGGUGAGCAUGCUUUGGAAGAUAUCCUAGAAGAUGUGCUCGUGCUGUGGCUUCCAGUGUACCUGCGAGCUAGGCCAUCGGCUCAUUACUGGCGAAUGGAUGCCCCUUUGUAUGUGGUCGAAUCCAAAUAUGAUGUGGAACUGCACACAUUUCACAAGAUUGAAAAAUGGGAGUACUAUGUUCCUUCGGCCGUUCGUUCAAAAGCCACGCCAAUGGAUAUAUUCAGUCAUCCUGCUGAAGCACCGCCAAAAAAACCGUCAGCAUUGACAAAUGGUCAUGAUAUACCCGGCGGAAUGCUUCUCGACGAGACAGAUGCUGGUCUCGAGCGUGAUGAAUGGCCUAACCUAUUUGAAGAAGCGGUACCUGUUUCUAUACCGAGCUUUUCUGCUGUCUCAUCCGAGUCGCCAGUCGUGCCACCCCCUGUUGCUGUAUCACAGGCGGACAAAUUGCGAGCGUAUGCAGUGUUUCACGCUGCUGCCUCUGACAUAUCUCGACGCGUGCGGCCCGCAGCUUAUAGCAAGUUGCAAAGGGCAUUGGAGGCUCGUCCGCUUGCUACGCACGCUGAACUAGCGGCCAUGGCGAUUGAGGUAGGAGGUGCCGUUCCGCCCGAAUUAAUAACACAAUUGCGCGAUGCUGCCAUUGCUGCUGGUGUAUUGAGCGCGACACCCACAGCCAGUAAUACUUCUGCAUUCGAACGCAACUUGCCCACCGCUGCAGCUGUGUACGCUGCUCAUAAACAAGGCGCUGACUUUGAAAUGCUGCCUCCUGAGACGCGCAACUUAUUCCGUCAAGACGAACAAGGCAAUGUGAUAUGGUACGCCGCUCCUCCUGUGCCUGGUUGGCAUCGUACCAGUGCCGUGCUGGACGGCACGACUCCACUGCCCCUCCCUUCCGAGGCUUACCUAAACUUCUCUAGCAAAUACAGCAGAAUUUAA
Messenger RNA from Malassezia restricta, 1830 nucleotides. Its product is annotated as chromatin structure-remodeling complex subunit RSC1/2. NCBI's taxonomy places the organism in Eukaryota, Fungi, Basidiomycota, Malasseziomycetes, Malasseziales, Malasseziaceae. The record is from RefSeq and is a predicted model, not a curated record. Gene Ontology annotation, molecular function: chromatin binding; protein binding. The transcript has a single exon. Bases 1 to 1830 code for a protein of 609 amino acids. Gene Ontology annotation, biological process: chromatin remodeling. Gene Ontology annotation, cellular component: RSC-type complex.